AUGAACAAAUCCAUUCUUUAAAUAUCUAAAAAUGGAAGAAAUUAGAAAUUAUAAACAAUUUAAAAAAAAAUUCAUUAUUAUAGCUAAUAUUGUUCCCUGAUUAAGUCAUCGGUAGAGUCAAAAUAUUUUUUUAAACACAAAUGGAUCAAAAUUUAUGAAUUAUUGAAGAAUAAAUAAUAUGAUUGGAAAGUGAUUGCAGAGUUAAGAUAAAAAAUGAAUUAUUUCAAAAAAUGGAAGUUGAAUUAUAAUAUUUUUGAAAUAAGUACAGAAUUUAUGAAACAGAUAAAAUUUUAAUAAAGUAAAAAAUUUUAAUAUUUUCAAAGGUAAUGACAUAGUAAUAAAAAGAAGACCUACAGAGAAAUUUAAACCUUGUGAUUAUUCACAGUUAAGAAAUAAUUAAAAAUUUGAAGAUUCAACUGCAGGAAAUAAAUUGUAAUAAAUUUUGAUUGCAUAUUCAAUAGUUAUUAAUAGCUUAACAUUAGUAUUGAAAAAAGUUAUACAUAUGGCUUGGAAUUUUUAUAAUAAGUUGAUAAAAGAACUGGAUAUGACUCUUUUUACAAAGGUUAUACUUAAAUUUAAAUAAUAGGGAUUGAAUUAUUGAAUAUGGGAAGAUAAAUAGAGGCUAUUGAAAAAUUUGAAGAAGCAAUUAAAGUUUAUCCUAAUAAUUCUUUGUUUUAUGAAAGAAAGGGUUUACCAAUAAAUUUAUAAUUAGGUUUUGCUUUAUUGGAGAUGCAAGAUCUGGAAGGAGCUCAAAAAUAAUUUGAUAUUGCAAUUUCUCUUAACCCUAACUAUUCAAAUCACUAUAGCAAUAAAGGUUUAAUAUGUUGAAUCAUUCAAAAUAGCAAAUGUUUUACUUAUGAAGAACAAUAUUGAAGAAGCAAUAAAAUUAUAUGAUAUUUCUAUUUAAAAAGGCAAAUGUGAUUCACUUUGUUAUAGCAAUAAAGGUAUAGCACUAAAUAAACAUGUAGGUGUUGCCUUAUUCUUCAGAAAUCGAUUGGAAGAAGCUAUAGAAUGUUUUGAUUAGGCUAUCAAUGUUGGUUUAAAAGAAUAUGAAAAAUUAGAGAAAUAAGGUAAAACUUAAUUUAAUUUUUUAGCUUAAUUUUUACAUUAAAAUGAACAAUUAGGAUUGGCUGAGUUUGUUAACUAAUUAGCUAAAUAAAAGUUUAAAUCUGAUCUUAAUACUACUUAUAAUUUUAAAGGUUGAAUUUAUUUUUAAUCAGGACUGGCAUUAAUGAUGAUGGGUUAAUCUUAAAAAGCCUUAGAAAAUAUCAAUAUAGCUUUAUAGCUGUCUCUAAAUAAUCCAUUAAAUCAUCUACAUAGAGGUUUAUUAUAAAACUAAUUUAAGCAUAAUUGUUAAUAUUUUAGGGCUGCUAUUAAUAAGCUUUAGAAUCAAUAGAUUCUGGGAUAGAAAUAAAUCCAGAAAAUUCAGAUUAUUAUAAUAUUAAAUGUUAAAUGUCUUACUAAUAUUAUAGCAAUGGUUUUAUUAUUUCUAGGUUAAAAAGAAGGAGCUCUAAAAAAUAUGGAAAUAGCCAUCCAAAAAAACCCUGAAAGAUUUGAAUUUUUCACUGCUAAAGGCGAGUUAUUUUU
Molecule: messenger RNA, 1587 nt
Organism: Paramecium sonneborni
Lineage: Eukaryota; Ciliophora; Oligohymenophorea; Peniculida; Parameciidae
Source: the annotation of a GenBank genome assembly